AUGGCACCCGGACGGAGGGGCGGCAGAGACGCCGACGCGGCGGCAGAGGAGGGCUUGCGUGUCCUGCGCUCGGCGUUCGACGGCAUCGAUCUCGACGCCAACAGCUACGUCGACGUCGACGAGCUCCGGGUCUGCCUCAUCCGCCAGUCCUUCAGCGCAAUGGACGCCAACAAGGACGGCAAGAUCUCCUUUUCGGAGUUUGUCGCCUACACCAGCAGGCAGGAGGAGCUGCUCCGCCGCAUGUUCGACGAGAUCGACACGAGCAGAACCGGCAAGGUGACGGCCGCGGAGCUUCGCGCGGCGCUGCACCGGAUGAGUAUCCGUGUCGACGACCGACGCCUCCGCAGGAUGGUGCAGCAGAUGGCGCACGGCGCCGGCUCGGGCGACGUGGAUGCAGACCCAGAGGUAGAUUUUCUCGCGUUCCGCCAGUUCUGCCUGCUGCUGCCCGCGCGCAAUGUGCGCGCGCUCUUCGAAUACUUUCACCACUCCUCUGCCAUCGACGUUGGCGAGGGGUCCGCGAUUCCGCCCGACGAGAAGGACGCCGUCUCAGAGCCAGUGUGGGUCUCUCUCGCGGCGGGCGCCAUCGCCGGCGCCGUCUCGCGCACGGCGACGGCGCCGAUCGACCGCAUCAAGACGAUGAUGCAGAUCGAUGCGUCGAGGGGUGCACCGCUCGUGGCGCGCUCCAUCCUCGCCUCGGACGGAGCGCUCGGCUUCUGGCGCGGCAACUUUGCGAAUGUGCUAAAGAUUGCGCCAGAGUCGGGCGUCAAGUUCCUCGCCUACGGACUGCUCAAGGCGCGCUUCUGCGAGGACGCCUCGUCGCCGACCACGCUGGAGCGCUUCGUCUCUGGCGGCAUCGCGGGCGCCAUCGCCCAAGCGGUCAUCUACCCGCUGGAGACGGUCAAGACGCGCAUGGCGCUCUCGACGGGCGGCUCCGAGUACAGCAGCGUGGCGAACACCGUGCGGAGAGUGCUGCAACACGAGGGCUGGAGAGGGCUGUUUGGUGGGCUCGGCGCCUCAAUCGCCGGCAUCAUCCCCUACGCGGGUACGGACAUGAUGGUGUAUCAGACGCUAAAGGACCAGUACGCCGACCGCAACCCGGGCGCCGACCCCGGCCCACUGGUCUUCCUGGGGUGCGGCGCCGUCUCGUCGGUCUGCGGCCAGGUGGUUGCCUACCCGCUGCAGCUGAUCCGCACCCGGCUGCAGGCACGCACCAGGGUGUCGGGCGGGCGGGGGGCGCAGGGCAUGUCGGGCAUGCCCCAGUACACCGGCGCCCUCGAUUGCUUGCGCCAGACGGUCGCGGCGGGCGGUGCGAUCCCUUCAGUGGCGAUCUCGUACGCCACCUACGAGGAGGCGCGGAAGGCGCUGGUCGCGCGCUCGAGAGAAUGA
Emiliania huxleyi CCMP1516 is the source of this 1386-nucleotide messenger RNA. Its product is annotated as mitochondrial solute carrier protein. Gene Ontology annotation, biological process: transmembrane transport. The coding region runs from base 1 to 1386 and encodes 461 amino acids. The transcript has 5 exons. NCBI's taxonomy places the organism in Eukaryota, Haptophyta, Isochrysidales, Noelaerhabdaceae. Gene Ontology annotation, molecular function: calcium ion binding; ATP transmembrane transporter activity. The record is from RefSeq and is a predicted model, not a curated record.